AUGAAUAUCCCCCAUGGGACGACGUGGCGACCGACAAGCAGCAGGAUAUUGUUGAAGAUGACUUCAACUGUCUCACCUGUGACCAACUUCACUACAAUAUUCUCCAAUACCACAAUCACCACCAAGUCCAAAGAACAAAUACUCACUCAGAGUUCAGGGGCUAUGAUUGCUGUCAUUGUCAUCGGGAUCAUUAUCCUUCUAACCAUACUACUUGUCAUCCUGAGGACAUACAACAGGCGGACACAUGCGUCCAGAGUGCUGGGUACAGGCUCCAAAGGGCCACCUCGACAGAAGAUGUCCUCUUCUACAGUGCAGACCAGCAUGCCCUUGGGGAGCUUUGCGCUGUCAAGUAGUAUGUCCGAAAAUGGAUUCCGGCUGCCCCGAGUGGAACUAAACAGCCUGGACCAAAACAACUUGGAGCAACAAAGCAGAAUCAGCGAUUCGACAGUAGUCACCAUACAUGAUACUCCAUCACUAGGGAAUACAUAGCAGGCCGCUAACUUAUUGGACAGGUGACAAAGUCAGCAUAUAAUGCUUGAAAAGAAAACCUUUAUUAUGAACAAAGUGGUGCUAUAGGAACGCAAUGAAUAUGCAUGGACACUCCUGUGGACAAAGAAUUGCUUUCUUGACUACAGUGUUCAGAACAUGGACAAAAUUAUCCUGCUGUCUGUGCAUUUGCAGCUAUGCUACCAACAACCACGAGGAUAAGCGUUGGAGGAGAGAUGUGUACAAGAUUUACGGCAUGAACAUGGUAUCGUGUCUAGUUUUUCUGUGUGCGUACAUUUCUGUGAGGGAGUUGUUCACAGGGUUUUACAUUUAUUCACAUUAUUCUGAUGUAAGAUUAUUAAUCUUUUUUUAAUCUGAAUAAUGUUGUUGUGGUUUUCAGGAAAAAUCAUGAGAAUGUUUCUGUGAAAAGUCAAUACUGGUUUGAAUCCCUGUGGAGAUCUAGAUAGCAUACAAUUAAGAAAUAAUAAGUCCCAAUUAGUUUGAUUCCAAAGGAUUUAGCAUUUUUCACUCAACCUAUCCUGUGAUUAUUUUUGCUUGUGGUUAUUUCAUUGAAAUUAAUAUUGAAAAUAAAUAUUGAUAUUUCUAAAAGUGUGUGCAUGUUU
Oncorhynchus keta (chum salmon) is the source of this 1109-nucleotide messenger RNA. RefSeq lists its product as uncharacterized. Lineage: Eukaryota; Metazoa; Chordata; Actinopteri; Salmoniformes; Salmonidae. The record is from RefSeq and is a predicted model, not a curated record. Gene Ontology annotation, molecular function: structural constituent of myelin sheath. Gene Ontology annotation, cellular component: paranode region of axon; Schmidt-Lanterman incisure; plasma membrane. The coding region runs from base 1 to 489 and encodes 162 amino acids. Gene Ontology annotation, biological process: regulation of myelination. The transcript has 5 exons.